UCUGGGCAGUACGGGUGCUCCCAUUAUAGGAGGAGAUGCAAGAUAAGGGCGCCGUGCUGUGACGAGAUCUUUGAUUGCAGGCAUUGCCACAACGAAGUGAAGAACUCCCUGGAAAUUGACCUUCGAGAACGUCACGAGAUUCCUCGCCAUGAAGUGAAAAAGGUUAUCUGCUCCCUCUGUGACACAGAGCAAGAUGUUCAGCAGUACUGCUCAAACUGUGGGGUUUGCAUGGGAAAAUACUUUUGUGGCAAGUGCAAGUUCUUUGAUGACAAUGUUUCUAAGAAUCAAUACCAUUGUGACGGAUGUGGGAUAUGCAGAACCGCGGGUGAGGAGAACUUCUUCCACUGCUAUCGUUGUGGAUGUUGCUAUAGCACAUCGCUGAAGGAUUCACACCAUUGUGUGGAAAGAGCAAUGCACCACAACUGCCCGAUUUGCUUUGAGUAUCUUUUUGAGUCAACCAAGGACAUAAGUGUAUUGCCUUGUGGUCACACAAUACAUUUGGAAUGCUUGAAGGAGAUGAGGGUGCAUUUCCAAUUCACAUGCCCUGUUUGUUCAAGAUCAGUUUGCAACAUGUCCGGUGUAUGGAAAAAGCUUGAUCAGGAGGUAGCUUCGACACCAAUGCCUGAAAUGUACCAGAAUAAGAUGGUGUGGAUCCUUUGCAACGAUUGUGGAAUGAGGUCAAAUGUCCAAUUCCACAUAGUGGCUCACAAGUGUCCGGGCUGCAAUUCCUACAAUACCAGACAGACGAGAGGUGGUCCUGCUAGCUGCUCCACCAUAUGACUGACGCGCCACCAGUAAUGCUGUUGUUGUUCAAGAAAAUUUAUGAGAAUUGGCGCAAGGCAAAGAAUUGUCUUCAAUGGAGGAAGUAGACAUUUCUAGGGAUGUACUCCUCGGCGCCUCAUUCCCUUUCAAUGAGUUGGUGUUUGAGCCCAAAAAUCUCAUCUAUCCAGUUUAUGGGAUAAGUCGAUGGGUUCAUCUCUGACCUGUGAAUUCUAAGGUUAAUUAGCUUUUGAUGUUGCUGUUUUUCCAACACCUGUUGAGUGAUUAUCGCUUGUACUACAAAGCCAGCUUUCAAAAUAAAUGAUGAAAUGCUUCUCCCA
This is a messenger RNA of Elaeis guineensis (African oil palm), 1100 nucleotides long. Its product is annotated as E3 ubiquitin-protein ligase RZFP34. The record is from RefSeq and is a predicted model, not a curated record. Gene Ontology annotation, cellular component: nucleus. Gene Ontology annotation, molecular function: zinc ion binding; ubiquitin protein ligase activity. Lineage: Eukaryota; Viridiplantae; Streptophyta; Magnoliopsida; Arecales; Arecaceae. Gene Ontology annotation, biological process: ubiquitin-dependent protein catabolic process; protein ubiquitination.